This is a messenger RNA of Orbicella faveolata, 1277 nucleotides long. RefSeq names its product fibrillin-1-like. Lineage: Eukaryota; Metazoa; Cnidaria; Anthozoa; Scleractinia; Merulinidae. The record is from RefSeq and is a predicted model, not a curated record.
GGCAAGUCAUGUCAAGAUAUUGAAGAGUGCAAAGACAAUAUACACAAUUGCAGUGUUCAUGCACUCUGCGAUAACACUAUUGGUUCCUAUCAAUGUACCUGUCUUGAAGGAUUCCGUGGAGAUGGCAUGUCAUGUCAAGAUGUUGAUGAAUGCAAACUGGCCAAUAUGCACAACUGCAGUGUCCAUGCACAUUGCAUUAACACCAUUGGCUCUUAUAAUUGCAAUUGUGCUGAAGGAUUCCAUGGAGAUGGCAUGUUAUGUCAGGAUACUGAUGAAUGCGAAGACAAUGUCAACAAUUGCAGUGUUUAUGCACGCUGCAAUAACACUGUUGGCUCCUAUCAUUGUAUCUGUCUUGAAGGAUUUCAUGGAGAUGGCAUGUCAUGUCAAGAUGUUGAUGAGUGUAAUGGCAAUGGGCACAAUUGCAGUAUUUAUGCACACUGCAAUAACACUAUUGGUUCUUAUGAUUGUACUUGCUUUGAAGGAUUCCAGGGAGAUGGCAUAUCUUGUCAGGAUAUUGAUGAGUGCAAUGACAAUAUGGACAAUUGCAGUGUUCAUGCACUCUGCAGUAACAUUAUGGGCUCUUAUUAUUGUACUUGUCUACCAGGCUUUAAAGGAAAUGGCUGGUCUUGCCAUGACAUCGAUGAAUGCAAGGAUGGUACUCACAAGUGCCACACACAAGAACUGCAGAUUGAGCAAAAUAUAAGUUGGAACUUCAUCGGGAAUAGGGGCUUAAAUAACGACCAUACUAACGACGAUCUAACUCACUUUUGUUUAGACAUCGAUGAAUGCAGAGAUGGAACAGACAGAUGCAGCUGGGAUGCGCGUUGCAUUAACACGCGAGGCUCGUACACCUGUAACUGCAAUUCAGGUUUCCAUGGCGACGGAAUGUCAUGUAGUGAUAUAGAUGAGUGUGCAGAGGGUGUUCACGACUGUCAUCGGAAAGCGGAGUGUAUUAAUACAAGAGGAUCAUAUCGCUGUUCUUGUUUACAUGGAUAUCACGGAAAUGGCAAGCAGUGUAAAGCUACCUCUGCCGCAAACCAAGAACAAUCACCAAACAAACAAACAAUUAUUAUUAUUGCUUCUGUGUGUGGGUGUAUCGUCUUUAUUGCUUUUGUUUGUUGUUGUUGUUUUGUGUUAUGUUGCUGUAUGUAAAAGCUUCGAUAAGACUAUAGAUGUUACAUCCAUUACUCUGUAACUAGCUCAUUCUAAAUAUUGAAGGUAACCUUUUCAAAUUAAGCACAUAAACAACAUGAAGAGGAAGUGGAUGCUGACCUCAA